Messenger RNA from Schistosoma mattheei, 2445 nucleotides. NCBI's taxonomy places the organism in Eukaryota, Metazoa, Platyhelminthes, Trematoda, Strigeidida, Schistosomatidae. The record is from the annotation of a GenBank genome assembly.
GUAUUUAAGCGCAAACUUUGAAAGUGGUAACAUUUUUUCACGUGGUUUAGGAAUUCUUCGGCUUGCUCUUUUGUAGGGUGUAUUAUACUGUGAUUAUCAUCCUGUCCUGUUCAUCGGGUACAUCUUACCCCGAAAAAUAAGGAAAAAACUUAUUUUUAUUCGACGGACAAUUACCAGUUCGUAUUGUACCUAUUGCGGACUUAAGUCGUAAAUAGAUCUGCAAUUUAUUAUAUACUCACAGUCUCUAAUCCUAGUAUUAACCAGGUUGAUACUUAAUAACAACUAAUACUCAGAUAUUAUAUUUAACUUAACGAGCACUCUGCUCACUUAUUUACAUAUCAUGUUCAGUAACUCCAGUAAAAGAGGAAUUUCACCAACUUCUAAGCCAAAUAAAAGGUCCAAAUCUGUAACACCUACAACUGACGACUCAGUGCUUGACAAUGUCGAACCUUUAACUACUGAAAAUUAUGUGUAUUGUACACAAAUGUCUUUAUCGUCACCAGAUUCUCCAUGUCGCAACCCCUCUAUCUUUACGUGCAGUAUGCCAACGGUAAGACUGGUUGACAUACAAGACACUAUACCUACGUGCAUCGAAAAGUCAGCACAGUCUACUAGACAGUAUGUGCUACCAAGGCCUAAGUCUAAAAUUUCAAAAACUAAAGAGUCCAAUUGUCCACCUCAAACACACCAAAAUACUGAUAGAUAUAGUAAUGACAUCCGACAGCUACAAAACUCUCUAUCCGAAAUUAACGGCAAACUUGAGCAAUUAGCACCCCUCACUCAUAUAUGGGGCCUUGACACCGACAAAAAUCUUGAGGAACUCACUAAAGCUGAGUGUAUUUUGGAGUUUGUGGCUGAAGAAGUGACGAAGAAAGUGAUGUCCUCCUUCAAUGCAGUUGUGUAUAACCUCCCCGACCGCACACACCCAUCUAAGUUAAGGGAUAUUUGCCUUAGAGCAUGCGGUAUGCCAAACGUUAACUGCAAAGUCAUCCGCCUUAGAAAAAAGUCAGACAGAUCGACUUGCCCCCUUUUGUUUAUGUUUGGCUGUUGUAACGAUGCUAAGCAGUUUAUUAAUUUGAGCAAAAAUAUUAGCUCACUAAUUCCAUACAAGAAUAUAAAAGUCACUCCAGACCUUACACCCUGUCAACGUCGCGUAAGAAGACGCGAAGCGAUAGAAUUGAAUGGGAGUGUUACAGUUAAUAAUCAGCCAGAGACAGUUUGCAACACAGUAAAUAGUUUAAAACACACGAACAAUAAGCAUGACACCACUCCACAUACGGCUGAUCACUCUGUUGACCUAGAUGAGUUUACAGAUCAGAAACCUUUGGGUAAGAUACGGACCCCAACUGACACCAAAAACCAUAACGACAUGACUAAUCCCAGCUGUUCGUUCAGUAAUGUACUAAAAUGUGGGUCGUGUAACAACACACGUGCAACUAAACCUAUACACUUGAAAAUUUGUCCUCCCAAAGAUAUUCCACAAGUAGACUUGAAUGAACGUAAGUUCAUCUCACAGAGACAACGAAAGACUCCAGCUCUGAAAAUAAAGGGUGGGAAGACAAAACUCAUGAUACCGAAUAGGGAAACACGUAAGAUUGAACCCAACUGCUCUAUAGGUAUCCCAAGAACAGUGAACAGGUUCUCCCCGCUGCUAUCGUAUAACUUGCCUUCAACACCUCUAAGUUGCAAAAUGGGUGGUGGGCUUCAGCGUAGCAAGCCUUCUUGCACGCAGACUAACGAAAACUACAAGAAAAAUGGCCACCCAAAUCACCCCCUGAAGCCUAAAACCAUAAAUAAGAAUGGUAAUAGGUUUCUCACUCCACACCCUACCUACAUUCCCCAGGAUCGCAACUGUAAUUACUCUCAGAAUGAAAACUUUUCACACCCUUUAGUACCGACCCAUUACAUAACAACGGUUCCCAUGUAUAACAACAGUCGCAACUCCUCCCAGUUACGCGCAGCAGACCCCUCUCACGCUAACGUAAAUAGCCAUAACAGGGGCUACGAGUCUUACCAUCAAGACUAUUUUGUAAAUAACCAUACACUUCACAGUAGGCCUGUACAAGAUUUUUUUGGAAUAAGACCCCUAGUGACACCUCUGUUGAAGUAUAUAGCCCAGGUUAUUUCAAACCACAUGCAAACCAUAAAUUUGUUUCCUCCGUACAGUUUCCAUCAGAGAGUACUCCCACCCUUUCCUCCUGGGUAAACUUCACUAGCCCAUUUGAUACAUCUCCCACUAAGUCUAGCCAUCAAAAUACCGAGCUAAUGAAGAACAUCCAAUCCCUCACAUCAAACUCAUCUCACACCCGCGAGGGUUACGACGACUUUAUCCGAGAUACCCUCACCCAUUUUAACUUAGUAGUUUAUUUGAACACAUGAAUAUUGGUACAAGAGAGCGCCAAUAUAUAUGCGCCACACAAAACAAUGAGAAUUCGAAGAGAGUAG